AUGGUUGUUUGUGGUAGAUGUUGUGAAGAAGUGUCUAGCGCAAUACAGUGUUCAUCUUGUCGCAAGUUUUUUGAUUUCCCAUGUUCCGGGAUAACUGAAGUGGGUUACCGCAAACUUGGGGACAGACAAGCUACAUGGCGCUGUGCCUCAUGCAAAGUGGGCCAUUUGUCUUCUCGAUCUGAAUCACCACUUCCGGAAGCCGACAACCUACAACCUACUCUGGACACUAUCAUGUUUGAGCUACAGAAGCUUUCAUGCCAAUUAACUCCUCUUCAGGAAGUCAUCAAUGACAUUCGCACAAUUAAAAAUGAUAUCUCGGAACUACGGAAAUUUAACGAAAAUGUUAAGGAAAAAAUGGAUACUUUCGAUAAACGGAUUCAAGCUAUUGAAAAUGCUAAUCAAGAACUAUCAUCUCUAAAACUACAAUUACGUAAAUUGGAAGAUGAUGUCAACGAAAAAGAUCAGUGGCUUCGGUCAAAUAAUGUGGAAAUUAAGGGAGUUCCGUUCAAACCUGGGGAAUAUUUGUUUGACAUCAUCGAUAAACUGGGAAAUAAAAUAACCUAUCCUGUACCAAAAAAUGCUGUCAACUAUGUAACUCGAGUCCAGACGCGUGAUACUGGAUCGUCCAAUACCAAACCAAUAAUUGUUUCAUUCACAAACAAAUACAUGAAGGAGGAUUUCAUCGCAGCAUCACGUCACAGUAAGCUUAAUAUAUCAGCUGAAGAUAUUGGUUUGAAAGGUAAAAAUCGUAUCUAUAUUAACGACCAUCUUAGUUACGCUAAAAAAAUGUUACUGAAUAAAACCAAAACUUUGGCAAAAGAAAAAAACUACCAAUACGUGUGGGUCAAACAUGGAAAAAUUUUUGUAAGAAAAACCGAUACAUCGUAUGUCUUCAACAUCAAAUCCGAAUCAGAUCUCGUCAAGAUAAAUUAA
This is a messenger RNA of Parnassius mnemosyne (clouded apollo), 933 nucleotides long. The record is from the annotation of a GenBank genome assembly. Lineage: Eukaryota; Metazoa; Arthropoda; Insecta; Lepidoptera; Papilionidae.